GCCGCAGCCCUCUCCAUAUCCCCCACAAUUCCCCCUCCUUUCUUGUUUUCUUUUUUUCUUUCUUUUUCCUUUUCCCUACAAUUUGCAUUUUCAAUUUUUUGCAUUAAUCAAUCAAUCAUUCACACACGCAAGAACAGUUGUAAAAAUUAUAUAUAGUACUUAUUAAUCAACGAAAACAAGCCCUCGUUUCUUCUUCUCUUUAGAAACUUCACUGCUUUUUACCUCCUCCUCCAAGGGCUCUAUUCAGCUAAACCCUAGAGCCCUAACCCAGCCCCUUCUCUCAGGUGGUUUGAAAUGUCGACUCCAGCUAGGAAGAGGCUGAUGAGAGAUUUUAAGAGGUUGCAGCAGGACCCACCCGCUGGCAUCAGUGGUGCACCUCAAGACAAUAACAUUAUGCUCUGGAAUGCUGUGAUAUUCGGUCCUGAUGAUACACCUUGGGAUGGAGGUACGUUCAAGUUGACACUUCAGUUCACGGAAGAUUACCCAAACAAGCCCCCAACUGUGCGAUUUGUUUCUCGGAUGUUUCAUCCAAAUAUUUAUGCAGAUGGAAGUAUAUGUCUUGAUAUUCUUCAAAAUCAGUGGAGUCCAAUAUAUGAUGUUGCAGCGAUACUAACCUCAAUCCAGUCUCUACUGUGCGAUCCAAAUCCUAAUUCUCCAGCAAAUUCUGAAGCUGCACGCCUGUUUAGCGAGAAUAAGCGUGAAUACAACCGCAGAGUCAGGGAAAUUGUGGAACAGAGCUGGACUGCCGACUGAUACUGUUGUGAGGCCUGCAUUGGUACCAGGGAUGAUUUCAUCCUGUUGUUGUGGGCCUGUUUAAGUUUCAUCUGUCAAUUUAAAGACCUUUAUGCUGGCUUUCUUGAAUCAAAACUCGAUACUCCGGUCCUACUAUAUUUGUUAGGACUAUUUAUUUGGUAUGACUUGCUGUAUUUCAUCAUCUAGCUCCUGUAAAAUAGGAUUUUUCUGUUGUAAGCUGUCAAGGGAUACAUAGACAUUCUGUUCCUAUAAAUAUUGUUGUCUUGUGACAUGAUUCAAUAUGCCUUUGUGUUUUGGUUUA
Coffea eugenioides is the source of this 1054-nucleotide messenger RNA. Its product is annotated as ubiquitin-conjugating enzyme E2 2. The record is from RefSeq and is a predicted model, not a curated record. NCBI's taxonomy places the organism in Eukaryota, Viridiplantae, Streptophyta, Magnoliopsida, Gentianales, Rubiaceae. The transcript has 6 exons. The coding region runs from base 295 to 753 and encodes 152 amino acids.